AUGACCUUCUUCUCCCUCCUUCGCCGCGAGUGCAACGGUGACGAUACACUCUCUAGCUGCACAAAGCCCACCAGCCGAGCACUGACAGUCGGUGUUCCAGCCGCGAUCACUGGAUUCCUCCUCUUGACAGCUAUAAUCGUCCUCGUCGUCCUCUAUUUCAAACGGCAGCGCAGAGACGAUCGCGAAGAUCUAGAAGAGCACAACCGCUCCUCGGGUUUCUACGGUCGCGACGGGCAAGGCCGAUUCGGCGCCCAGGCACCAGGCCAGCACCAGCGCGGCGCUCCAACAAGCUCGCGUCGCAGUUCGGGCGAGUCCUUCUUUGAUUACAAGCAAGAGGACUUUGGGCGGUAUCAUAUGGCGUCGUUCCAGGAGCCCGAGGCGCCCAAGCCUACUGCUACUUCUACCACGAGAGUUGUUUCAUAG
Molecule: messenger RNA, 423 nt
Organism: Penicillium nucicola
Lineage: Eukaryota; Fungi; Ascomycota; Eurotiomycetes; Eurotiales; Aspergillaceae
Exons: 2
Coding region: 1-423 (140 amino acids)
Source: RefSeq, a predicted model, not a curated record